AUGGUGCCUGCAGCCAUCGUGAUCGCCGAUGACAUGGAGAAGGGCGGAAGUGACAGCGACAGUCUUCCCUCCUCGCCGACGCACCAUCACGAGGUGUUGUACAGAAGGCCGUGGAUCCACGAGCCACGAGCAACGUGAGUUUACACCUUUUCCUGUUCAUCCUUGCUCUUUUUCUGUUGGAAACUAAAACUUUCAGUAACUUUUUCGUGCGCUUGAUAACCAGUCUGUACGCUCUGAUACUCACUAUCAUAUCUCUGGUGGUCGAAGUUUCACCGACAUGGAGAACAGAUAUGUGGAAGGCGGAAACGGUACCGAAAACCUAAAUUUCAAAAGGCAAUACCAUUUUUUCAGUUUUUCUACAUUGCAAUGUAUGGCGUUGGUAUUCUGUUCUUUGCAUACUGCUACGUCUUUAUUAUUUAUCCCGGCCCCUACAACUACCUAAUAUCUGUGCUCAGAAGAUAUAAGAUCAUCAAAAAUGCUCAAGUAAGUUGAACUUUUGAAAGUUCACAUGGAGACCGUAACUUUUGAGAACUGGUUUAUCAUGCAAAGCCCGCAUAACGGAGAAGGAGCCGGCACAUUGUACCUACGACUUGGAGCUCUUUGUAGGGGAAAAUAUGGAACAUCUUUACCUUAAAUUAAAUAUUUUCAGUUUUCGGGAGUGUGGGCAUUGUACUGUUCGGUUUGGAACUGUUCCUUUGUAUUGAGAACGCUUCGUGUAAGAAGGCAACAAUUGCGAAAAUGAUUGUGGCCAUUGUUUUCACUUUUAUUCAAAUGCAUUUCAUCUUUUGCAAUUCGAAAGUGACAAAUAGGGCUCAGAACUUGAAGUUACACAAUUUUUUCAGAUAACUGUAAACAGUUCUCGAAAAAUAGUUGCGUUCGGAAUGAUGCACCUAAUAUCAGUUAAUAUCUGGACCUGGUUCCGAUUUGUGCUGGCUAAACAAGUUUGCUUUUUGAAACUUUGCAUAUCCACGGUCAAUUAUCAUCAUCUGUAAACGUUAGAAUAAUUCCAGGAAGCAAAAGCUCAUAAAAAAGCGAAACUGAAGCAGACGUUCCGAAAGUAUUACUCUUCCUCCUCCUCCUCGUCUUCCGAAGAAGUCCACGAACUCAUCAACGCUGUUCUCAACGCAACAGUAAGUACAAAAACGACAGAUCAGAAUUCAGAGAACUGCUCAGAUCAACAACACUCCGGAAGGGACAACAGCCGAGCCGACGUCGGUCAGCAGAUUGUUUGCUCUCGAGCAGUUCGGGGAUGUUGCCACGUUUCUGACCACUUGCAUUGUCGAGUGAGUCAUAAAGCAUUUUUGCGGGAAUUGAUGGAAAUACAAUAUUCAGGUACUCUUUGAUUGGCGCCGCGAUCAUGUUCAUUCUUUGGAAGUCGAUUGGUCAGAACAGCCAUCAUCAGAGCAACAGCGGUAAGAGGAAAGUGAAAAUGAGGAUUGACUGCAGGUACCUAUCAAUAAAAAGGGAGACUUGAUGACAGACUGAAUAUUUUAAGCUCUUCCUCUACUGGUCUAUUCGCUGGCAUUAUUUUCCUCAUCGGUUCACUGGUUUCCAUGGGGAUGUACACGAUUUUCGAGACAUUACGAAACAGUUCGGGUGCUCAACUGGUUUUCGGAAUCGUAGACCUCUCACUCUUUUCCAUUGCUCUCGGCGCUUGUGUCAUUGGACUUUGGAGGUUUAACUGACGUACAUUGACCAAAAAAAAACGAACAUCUUCUAGAAUGCGUCUCCUACAAUAUCGAUUGCAUGCUCAUGGAGAGGUUAUCGAUGAGAUUUUGUUAAUUAUUGGGCUCAUCGGUGAAAUUUUGUACUGUGCAGUUGGUAUCGACGUUUUUAUUACUUGCCGAAGGUCUGCGGACCUGAGCGUCAGUGCUCUUCCAGCAUUUGUUUUUGCGAUUCGAAUGAUUCAAGUUGUGGUGCAGGCAGCGUUCAUUCUCACCACUUCUAGGUAUGUACUACAGCAAGAAGUUCUAUCAGGUCAAACGUUUUUGAAGAUUACGGUGUCUGUCCAAGUACUCUAUCAAACAUAAACCGGGCAAAGAGAUCAUCACGUUUUUACUGGUAUCUAAUGUCACUCUUUUCGUGUUCCACACAUUCGAGGGUAUGAAAUCGAGUUUUGGAUUCUCAAGCAAAGCCGCCACACAGUAUAACUACAUUAUUUAUGCAGUUGCGCCUCUUCUCGUCUUCUACAGGUAUCUGAGAUAGAAUUUUCUCUAAAUUUACACAAAAACUUUCAGAUUCCACAGCUCGGCCUGUCUUGCCGAAAUCUGGAAGCACACGUACAGUACGAAAUCCGGUGAAUACGACCACGAUCAAACGAUGUCGCUUUCCGAUAGCAACCUAACUGCGAUGACACCGAUUUCUGACGGUAAACACGACGAAGUGCCGCCGUCGCCAACCGAAACUUUAAAACACUAA
Caenorhabditis sp. 36 PRJEB53466 is the source of this 2418-nucleotide messenger RNA. The record is from the annotation of a GenBank genome assembly. Lineage: Eukaryota; Metazoa; Nematoda; Chromadorea; Rhabditida; Rhabditidae.